GUGUCGCGGUACUAUCUUAAUGAUGUUAAAAAAAAGCUGGUUUAACAAGCUUGAAGUUAAAAAAAAAUGACGGAGGAAUGACUUCCUGCUUGAUGUCUUCUUCCGGGUUCAGUCGUAGUUUGUUGCCGCGGCUGCUUUACAUCGAGCCAUCACAACCAUCGUGCGGAGGAAAGCGAAUAACCUCCCGAGUCUGGGAAAGUAUGGAUGAGGUUCCGCAGCCGAAGUGUGCUGAUGUGGACAGCUGUGUAACAAAGAAGAGAGAUGAUUACUUGGAAUGGCCAGAUUACUUUAUGGCUGUCGCUUUUCUCUCUGCCCAAAGGAGCAAAGACCCAAGUUCGCAGGUUGGGGCAUGUAUAGUGAACCAGGAGAAUAAGAUAGUUGGCAUUGGUUACAAUGGUAUGCCAAAUGGCUGUGAUGAUGAUCUACUACCGUGGUCCAGGACUGCUGAUGAUCGGCUCAACACAAAAUACCCAUAUGUGUGCCAUGCAGAGCUGAAUGCCAUAAUGAACAAAAACAGUGCUGACGUGAAAGGCUGCACCAUGUAUGUGGCUUUGUUCCCCUGCAAUGAAUGUGCCAAGCUCAUCAUCCAGGCUGGUAUUAAGGAAGUGGUCUAUUUGUCUGACAAGUAUCACACCACACCGGAGAUGACUGCUUCCAGAAGGCUGCUCAGUAUGGCAGGCAUUCAAUUUAGGCAGUUCAAGCCCAAAAAGACCAAGAUUGUCAUUGACUUUAAUUCCAUCAACAACCCUGGAAUGCCAGACAGCUCAGCCAUUUGAAAAUGAGAACUGCUCCCCACAAGAAGCUGCUAAAUGAGACGGGGAGGAGGCAGAAGAAACUGUGGAGAUACAAAUUAAUAUUUUUAGCUUUUAGAAUUUCCUUUUCGGUUUAAGGGAUAUACAGGGACUUUGAAUGAGUUGUGGGUUGAGUUUAAUGUCUUUUGUGUUGUCAACCAGAUUUUUUUUUAUAGUUAUCUGCUCAGGGGAAACUUUAAAUGUGUUUUUUAUCCUCCUUUAAACAGGGUUCCUAUUAGUCAAAAGUAGUCUUACUAUUCAGUUCAUUUUAGGUUUCACUAUGACAGAGGAAAAUGCGUAAUAAAUCAGAGUUCUCUGUUAAAAUUUGGGAGCUGCUCUAUUUUUAUAUAGCUGGGUUAACUAUUUAGAUUUCCACUAUACAGGUAUUUUUUUCUAAAAUAAGUUAGGUUUGAACUUUGGUUCAUCAAACCAGUUUGCAAAAAGUUGCCUCUGAAAAUUCAGCUGGUGCUGUAUGAAUAUUGUCUUUAAGCCAUUUUUGGUGGUCUCAUGUCUCAUCUGUAUGCUAUCCUCAAUAUAAAAAAGGAAAGGUUUAUGAAUGAAAAUGAAUAAAAUGAGUUAAUGUUGAA
This is a messenger RNA of Pleuronectes platessa (European plaice), 1378 nucleotides long. It is a transcript of the gene dctd, whose product is annotated as dCMP deaminase. Gene Ontology annotation, biological process: dTMP biosynthetic process; dUMP biosynthetic process. Gene Ontology annotation, molecular function: zinc ion binding; dCMP deaminase activity. The transcript has 6 exons. NCBI's taxonomy places the organism in Eukaryota, Metazoa, Chordata, Actinopteri, Pleuronectiformes, Pleuronectidae. The record is from RefSeq and is a predicted model, not a curated record. Gene Ontology annotation, cellular component: cytoplasm. Bases 78 to 776 code for a protein of 232 amino acids.